Molecule: messenger RNA, 1227 nt
Organism: Hibiscus syriacus
Lineage: Eukaryota; Viridiplantae; Streptophyta; Magnoliopsida; Malvales; Malvaceae
Product: E3 ubiquitin-protein ligase PUB23-like
Exons: 1
Coding region: 1-1227 (408 amino acids)
Biological process (GO): protein ubiquitination
Molecular function (GO): ubiquitin protein ligase activity
Source: RefSeq, a predicted model, not a curated record
AUGGAGAAAAUAGAUUGUCCAGAAGAUUUCAGAUGCCCCAUUUCCAGGGAAAUCAUGAAGGAUCCGGUCACCAUCGUCACCGGAGUCUCCUACGAGCGCAAGAACAUUGACAAAUGGUUCAACGUCUACAACAAAAGAAGCUGUCCCGCCACCAUGCAACCCCUCCACAGUUUCGAUACGACCCCAAAUCACACCCUCAAGCGUCUCAUUCUAGCGUGGCGGGAAACACUCGUGGAUGCUCCGUCCUCGUCGUCCUCGUCUCCGGCUCAGCCGUCUAUCAAGCAUGACGAGAUGGUCUCCCUCUUCAGCACCCUUGAUUCUUCUCCUUUCAAAGUAAGUUCCUUGAAGGAAAUUCGGGCAAUAGUUGAAUCAGGUGAUGAUAUGAGGUCCGAAUUCAUUCGAUCCGGUGGCGUCGAGGCUGUUGUUCGAAUGCUUGUUAGUCAGUCCACCGUCGACAACUGUGAUCUCGUUAGCUUUCAAGCCUGCGAGGAAGCUUUAAGUCUCUUACAUGUGCUACCGUUAUCGAAGCAAGAAGAAGCAUUCGAAUUGUUAUCUAAACCAGAACCGAUGAGAUCGACAGCGGUGGUGCUUCAACGUGGGAGUGCCGAAGCCAGGUUUCAUGCCAUAAUUAUCUUCAGAAAGAUUGCCAAAGCAGGCUUUGAUUGGAACCCUUUGCUUGAAGAUCGAGGCAUAGGUUUGUUGAAGUCAUUGUUAGAACUAGUCUACGAUGAGAUAUGCAGCAAGGCGAGUUCAUAUGCUCUCGAGGUUCUAUUCGAAGUAGUAUCAUUGUCAAAGAAAAGUAGAUUGAAGGCUAUCGAAGCCGGCGCCGUCUGCGUCCUCAUCGAGCUCUUACCUGACUCGAACCGAUCCAAAUGCGAGAAAAUGUUGCUUGUGAUGAAGCUGUUGUGUGAAUGUCCGGAGGGAAGGGCGGCCUUAGUGGAUCAUGGUUUAGGAAUCGCUGUUGUUUCCAACAAGUUGCUGGGAAUCUCGAAUGCAGCCACUAAGCUCGGGGUGAAGAUCUUAUAUUUGGUGUCUAAUCAUCACCCGACGGAAAGGGUUUCGGAGGAAAUGCUCAUGUACGGAGCAGUGAAGAAGCUGGUGACAUUGCUGCAUUUGGAGGGACGAUGUUCCACCCAGAAAAAGGUGCUGGACAUGUUGAAGGUGCAUGGUAAUUCCUGGAGGCGUCAUCAAUGUUUCCCUUGUGAUUUGAAGGAUUAUUUGAGCUGA